AAAUGCAGACAAGCUGAUUGCCCUUUUUCUCCACUAUUAAUUUGGAUUUUCUGCAAUUUGUGUUCCCACACUAACGCUGGUUUUUAGACAUUUUCGACAUCUUUUAUAAUUCCACAAUUUUCUUUUCUUCUUGUCUUCUGGGUUCCCUCCCUCUUCUUCGGAUGAUAUAGUAGUAAUCUGGAAAAGUUUUAAGAUUUGCGAUGAAAUCUUCGACUCGGCUUGAUUCGGUUGUGUUUCAGCUCACUCCCACUCGAACCCGGUGUGAUCUGUUGGUAACAGCUAAUGGAAAGACUGAGAAAAUAGCCACAGGGUUGCUUGAUCCUUUUCUUGCUCACUUGAAGACAGCACAAGACCAAGUUUCUAAAGGUGGCUACUCAAUUAUUCUCAAGCCGCCUGAGGAUAGUGACAUUGCAGUUUGGUUCACCAAGGCAACAAUCGAAAGGUUUGUUCGAUUUGUUAGCAAUCCUGAUGUCCUAGAACGAGUAUACACUUUAGAAACUGAGAUCAAACAGAUCAGGGAAGCAAUUGGUAUCCAGAACAACUCUGAAAUAGCUUUGCCUGUUGUGGAAGAUGAUCUACGAGCAAAAAGAGCAGAAAAUACAGAAGGUAGCAGGCCUUUGCUACAGCUCAGCGAAGAGAAAGCUAUUGUACUUUACGAGCCUGGUUCACAUCCAAGGCAGGCAAAUGGAUCUACGGCAUCAGAUGAAAACUCUAAAGUUCAAGUUCUGAAAGUUAUGGAGACAAGGAGGACAAUGUUGCAGAAAGAACAAGGAAUGGCAUUUGCACGUGCUGUGGCAGCUGGUUUCGAAGUUGAUGAUAUGCUCCCUCUUAUAUCUUUCGCCAAAUCGUUUGGAGCCUCACGUUUGAUGGAUGCUUGUUUAAAAUUCAUGGACUUGUGGAAGAAAAAGCACGAAACUGGCCAGUGGGUUGAAAUCGAAGCAGCAGAAGUAAUGGCUUCGCAGGCAAACAUCUCUGCAGCAAACGACUCAGGGAUUGUGUUCGCAAAUGGUGAUGUGAAGUCUCCUUCAGAUAGUAAAGCAAAUGUGAAUCAAGAACAUGGGCAAGGGCAGCAUCCGCAGCCAAUGUAUGCACCAUGGCCAGUUCACUCUCCUCCGGGGACGUUUCCUGUAUUUCAAGGUUACGCUAUGCAGGGCAUGCCGUACUACCCGAACUAUCCUUAUCCAUCUCCCUAUCCCUCCACCGAUGAUUCUAGACGUAGUUCUGGCGGAAGAAAGGCUAAGAAACACCAUUCUUCUUGUAGCGAGGACUCAGGUUCUGAAGAUGAGGAGGACAGAGAGAAAGGAAAGUCAGGUAGGAGAAGGAAAUCAGGGAAGGUGGUGAUUCGGAAUAUAAACUACAUUAAUUCAAAGAAGCAAGAUCAUUCAGGAACAGAAUCUGAUGCCGAUGAAGGGGCGAUAGUAGAGUGUGACAAUGGUAAAGAGAGACGGACAGAGGCUGACACUGGGGAUUGGCAGGCAUUCCAAACUUUCUUAUUGCAAGAUGCUGACAGAGAAGAGCGUACCGCUGACCAUAUGAUGGAAAAGGAGGUUGCAGGGAAGAAAAGGCAAGGUGCAGGGGGAAAUGACCCUUUGGCUUAUGGUGAACGUGAGGCAGAAAAAUAUCAAGAAAGAGAUACAGCUGACAUUCAGAAUGGGACUGCGGCUCGUAAGUUCAGGGGAUCUAGUGACUCUUUUAUGGUUCGUCAGAGAGAAAAUGGUUUUGAGAAUUCUUCUGAUCCUCUCAACUUGAAUGGAUUGGAUCAUCCAAGGAAUGGUCUUGAUAAGAGAUCAUCAUUUAACAUGGAUGAUGACUCUUAUAUUGUUACUAGGGAAGCUGGAAGCAAUACGAGAAAUGCUGUAGACAUUGGAUCAGAGAUCUCUUCCUACCACCAAACUGAUGAAAAUGAAAGAAAGCAGAUCAGUUAUGAGCCUCAUGAUCUCAGCCUGAUGCCAGAACGAGAAACAGAGAAGUUAUCUGCUGGGUAUGAUCCUGCGCUGGAUUUUGGAUCCAGAGCUUUGAAGAAGAAUAACCAGGCAGCUGGAGCUGCUAAGAAGUCAGUGAGAGAUCCAAAAUCAAGACUAUCUAAUGAUGCUGCGGAUAAGAGGAAGGCUUCAGGGCCAAUACGGAAAGGAAGACCCACUAAGAUGAGCCCUUUAGAUGAAGCAAGAGCACGUGCUGACAAGCUUAGAAAUUUCAAAGCUGAUCUCCUGAUUAUGAAAAAGGAAAAGGAAGAAGAAGAGAGGAAACGCAUAGAAGCUUUGAAAAUAGCAAGGCAAAAGAGGAUUGCUUCUAAAACCAACUCAACCGGUGGCCAGUCGCAGUUGCCUGCGAGAAAAAAAUUGGUAAACAAGUUUUCUCCUGGCGCUCCUAGAGCCUCCAAGUUUAGUGACUCAGAACCAGGAUCAUUAUCACCUCUUCAACGCCUUCCCAUAAGAAGUGCUUCUCUAGGCUCAAAUGAAUCUCAGAAACUACCCAAGAGUGGUAACAAACUGAGUACCGGAAGUAAGUCAACAGUAAAUAGGCUAACAAGAUCAAUAUCACCGCUACCUCCAUCUAAGAGAGAAACAAUAGCAACGGUAAAUAGGGUAACCAGGUCGGCAUCACCGUUACCUCUGUCUAAGAGAGAAGCCAGAGUUAGUCUAGAUAGUCAAAACAAGUCUGUCUCAAGGAUAAGACGAUUAUCAGAACCCAAAAUAGGUAAUAAUAGUGCACCGAGCUCUUCAGUAAGGUCACUGCGCACAACAGCAUCCAAAAAAGCAACUGAUACUCCUGAGAUAAAGAAAAUAUCUGCUAUUGUUAACUAUGACAUAGCGAAAAUCGCUUCUCUUCCGGAACUGAAGAUAAAGACACCCAAAGGUCCUACUAAUGUUGCAGUGAAAGGGGUCGAGAAAAGUAAAUCUUCUGCUUCUGAGAUUGAACCAAGUGGUAGCAAGAACAAAUCCUUGGGCCAAAAUGAUGUUAAUGAAACUCCAGUGAUUGAGAAGACAGUGGUGAUGGUGUUGCCAAAUUCAGCUCGGAGUAUUUCUGCAGAUCAGACUAAACGUGACAAGUCAGAGGUAGUCCCUGAAACAACACCGGAGAGUGGCAAUGAUCUAGUCUUAGUUAGGUUGGAGACUCUGAGUGACUUAGUAACAGAAACACCAAAGUUUCUGACAAGUCAGAGUGUUGCUGUAAAACCAUAUGAAGCUCCACAUGCUCGAGUUUCUUCAUUAGAAGAUUCAUGCACAGUGUACUCAGAGUAUUCCCGAGCACCUGCACCAAGCGUACAUUCAAAUGAGGCAGCGCUAGAAACUGGGAAAGUCCUUGUACCAGAGAAGAAGAUAAGUGAGGCCUUAGAGAAAUCUCAAACAAAAGAGUCAGCGUCAAAAGGGCUCAGAAAACUGUUGAAAUUUGGAAAAAAGAGCCAGUCUUCUUCGUCUACAAGUGAAUACCAUACCGAGUCUGAUAACGCAGCCGGCAAUAGCAAUGAGGAUCAUGGUUCAGCUAUAACCGCUGCUACGACAAGUGAAGCUUUUACACUGAAGAACCUCAUAUCUCAAGAUGAAACACCUACAGCAGCAGCCGCUUCACAGAAAUCUUCUCGCCAUUUCUCAUUACUGUCUCCCUUCAAGAACAAGAAGACAGUCUCAUAAGGAAGUUGAGUGAAUUAGAUAUCAUCUCCAGUUACACAUUGUAAUGACUUGCGUAUUUAUGAUGAUUAUUUUGCAACCAUGUCUGCAAAAUAAACUACCAUUGAUGCAAAACACUUGGUUCCAAUUCCAAAUGCAGUGAAAUGUGACCUUUUGCACGUUUUAA
Messenger RNA from Brassica oleracea var. oleracea, 3795 nucleotides. RefSeq lists its product as uncharacterized. Lineage: Eukaryota; Viridiplantae; Streptophyta; Magnoliopsida; Brassicales; Brassicaceae. The record is from RefSeq and is a predicted model, not a curated record. The coding region runs from base 201 to 3632 and encodes 1143 amino acids. The transcript is spliced from 13 exons.